CGGCCCGACUGCGCCGUCAUCCCGGCUAUAAGCGCGCCACCGGGUCGCCCCGCUGCCACCGCCGCCAUGCAGAGCCCCGGCCUCCUGCUGCUCGCCCUCGGCCUGCUGGCCACCUCCACCACCGCGAUCGUCAGGAUUCCUUUAUACAAGUUCACGUCCAUCCGUCGGACCAUGUCGGAGGCCUGGGGCCCUGUGGAGGAUCUGGUGGCCCAUGGCUCCGCGGAGGAGUCGUCAUUUGCUCAGAACACCAUCUCUAAGUACUCGCAUGAGCCCUCCUCGGGGCACAAGGAGCCGGUCCCAGAGAUGCUGAAAAACUACAUGGAUGCCCAGUACUACGGGGAGAUCGGCAUUGGCACGCCCCCCCAAUGUUUCACCGUCGUCUUUGACACCGGCUCCUCCAACCUGUGGGUCCCCUCUGUUCACUGCAAGCUGUUGGACAUCGCCUGCUGGAUGCACCAUAAGUACAACAGCAAGAAGUCCAGCACCUACGUGAAGAAUGGUACCUCGUUUGACAUCCACUAUGGCUCGGGCAGCCUCUCCGGGUACCUAAGCCAGGACACUGUGUCGGUGCCCUGCUCGGCAUCCAGCGGCAUCCAGGUGGAGAGGCAGAUCUUUGGGGAGGCCACCAAGCAGCCGGGCGUCACAUUCAUUGCGGCCAAGUUCGACGGGAUCCUGGGCAUGGCGUACCCCCGCAUCUCGGUCAACAACGUGCUGCCCGUCUUCGACAACCUCAUGCAGCAGAAGCUGGUGGAGAAGAAUGUCUUCUCGUUCUACUUGAACAGGAACCCAACUGCCCAGCCUGGGGGCGAGCUUAUGCUGGGCGGCGUGGACACCAAGUACUACCAGGGCCAACUGUCCUACCUGAACGUGACCCGCAAGGCCUACUGGCAGGUGCACAUGGACCAGCUGCUGGUAGGCAACGGGCUGACCCUGUGCGAAGGGGGCUGUGAGGCCAUCGUAGAUACCGGCACGUCCCUGCUGGUGGGUCCUGUGGAUGAGGUACGGGAGCUGCAGAGGGCCAUCGGGGCAAUACCACUCAUCCAGGGCGAGUACAUGAUCCCCUGUGAGAAGGUGUCCAGCCUGCCCCCGGUCACCGUGAAGCUGGGAGGCAGAGAUUACACCCUGUCUGCUGAAGACUACACACUCAAGGUGUCCCAGGGCGGCAAGACCAUCUGCCUGAGCGGGUUCAUGGGCAUGGACAUACCCCCGCCCGCCGGGCCCCUCUGGAUCCUCGGCGACGUGUUUAUCGGCCGCUACUACACCGUGUUCGACCGCGACAACAACAGGGUGGGCUUCGCCGAGGCCGCCAAGCACUAGAUGGCCAGCGCCGCGGCCAGCAGAGAUGCAACAGACUCGGGGCAGGGGGCAGGAGUGGCCAGACCUCAGGCCUCCCAGCCCCUCCUCCGCUCAACCACACACUCAUGCUCACUCACACACUCACACUCACCCGCCCAUAGCCUGAGCUGGGCCUGUGGCUGCCGUCUCGGAAGGGCUGGGGCAGGCGUGGGCCUGGCCUACCCACAGUGAGGGGUUUGUGCCUCAUGCCGCCCAACUGGCCCUGAGAACCUGCCCUUCCUGCUAGUUCUCUGCCCAACCUUGAGCUGGCACCCGUGCCCGCUGUCUCAUCUCUUCCUGUGUCCUGAGGGACGCCAGCUGUUUGAGGCCCGCUGAUAAGUAGGAAGGAGCUGGAGGGAGGGAGAGGUGGACAGUGGGACUGUCCUGGGGCCACGCAUUGUCGGGGGACAGGAUGGUCCGAGGCCGUGAGAAUACACUUUGGGCCUCUAA
Molecule: messenger RNA, 1785 nt
Organism: Ochotona curzoniae (black-lipped pika)
Lineage: Eukaryota; Metazoa; Chordata; Mammalia; Lagomorpha; Ochotonidae
Gene: CTSD
Product: cathepsin D
Exons: 9
Coding region: 67-1317 (416 amino acids)
Biological process (GO): proteolysis
Cellular component (GO): lysosome
Molecular function (GO): aspartic-type endopeptidase activity
Source: RefSeq, a predicted model, not a curated record